AUGCAAUAUCCUCCAUCGAAGGAAACAGAACUGUCAAAGAUGAAGGAAGAACAGUCGAGUCCCGAGGAGGAUAUCCUCAGCCAAACCCAAGACCCUUUGGAGAGAAGGAGGUUGCAGAACCGGCUGUCGCAGAGAAACCAUCGACGCAAGAUCAGAGAGCGCAUUGCAAAACUGCAAGAGCGUGUCAUCGCCAAUGAACUGAGAGCGGCAGCCGCCCUCAACGGAUGGGAUCACGCAUAUAAUCCUUCACUAUUUCCCAGGCCUCACUCAGCCCAGUCAGACAAUGACCUCAGCUUUGGCUCGCGGGAUAUGUCUCCGUUGAUUCCCGACUGUUCGUCGUUCAUGCCCUCGUAUCCUCUUUUCCCGCAGUCAUGGCCGAAUGACUACAACACUUUUCAACAGCAUAGCAGCUACCCUGGAGACUUACCAUACUUCUCCACUGCCAGUGAAGCAAGUUCAGUAUCUCCUGUGACAAGCGGGCUGACACAGUCUCCCACAAUGUCACCGCCUACGACUGUCAUUGAAGAUACAUACCGGGAUAAGGGCACCUCAGAGUCUUUGAUCCACGAUUCCGUUUCCACAUCGCCACACCAGCCUCUAUACUAUGUUGCCACUGAAGCAGCACUGCCUCAAAUAAUCCAGGUCAUCAACGCCAUGUCCCCCCAAUAUAAAGUGAUCGUUCUUGUUCCUCCAGAAUCGCCAGCGUCAGCAUCUGCACAUCCAUUCCCAACACCAGAUCUGCUGCAUGGAGCCGGUCACACUGGAUUGGAGCAUACUCCUCCACAGCAGUCUAACCCUCAAAAUAUGGGCUGUCUGUGUUCCCAGAAUGGUUAUUCUGCACAGUCUGGACACACUGCCCCGAGAUCUUGGCUGGGUGUCGGCCAAUGUCCACAGGUGUCGAAUCCAAUGUUAGCAUAG
This is a messenger RNA of Penicillium bovifimosum, 918 nucleotides long. It is a transcript of the gene xanC, whose product is annotated as transcription factor xanC. Bases 1 to 918 code for a protein of 305 amino acids. The record is from RefSeq and is a predicted model, not a curated record. Gene Ontology annotation, molecular function: DNA-binding transcription factor activity. The transcript has 4 exons. Lineage: Eukaryota; Fungi; Ascomycota; Eurotiomycetes; Eurotiales; Aspergillaceae. Gene Ontology annotation, biological process: regulation of DNA-templated transcription.